AUGGGAACCAGGCCACCUCCUCUCCCCAGACAAACCACACAUUCAGAGGCCUCCCAGGGUCCCCUCCCCCUGGAUAAACCAGACCAGCUGCCCCCCACCCUCCUCCAGGGUAGAAAAGGGGAGUCUGCUGUUUGGAAUGCUCAGGCCCAAGCGCCAAGCCUCCCACCCCCCAGCUUAGGGCCCCCGUCCCCCGCGUGGCCACACCGCAAUGCCGGAGGGACUCAGGAGCCCCUGAGACUUGAGGGCGGGAGCCUGGGAAACGCGUGGAGAGCGGAGGGCAGCUCAGUGAGCCUGCGACAGCCCAGCCGGGGGAAGCGCAGGGACAGCGACGCCAGCCUGCUGAGCAGCGGGUAUUCGGGGGAUGAGGAGAGCAGUGAGGUCAGUCUGGCAGGCCGGAGACCCCGCGUGAGGCAGCGCCGCAGUCUCAAAACCCAGACGCACAGCGCCCAGACCAGCCAGCCAGCAGCCACCCACUGUCCCAGCCAGAUAAGGAGCCCCCUGGUCGGCCAGGCACCUGGAGCAGAGCAGACUGGAGGGGAAAAGUGAGCUGAGCCUGCCCGGCAGCGGCAGCGGCAGCGGGGCCAGCAGCCUGACCAGCGUGAGCUUCAUCAGCCUGGGCAGCAGCACCCUCAACUACCAGGUCAGCAGCGGGCUGGUCAGUUCCGCCGGCAGCCUCCUCUCCAGCCAGGCCAGCAGCUGUCAGGGUGCCCCGGGGGACGGCACUGUGCAAAGUGGGGUGCAGAGUAACACCAAUCUGCAGGAGGGCGACGCUGGAGACAAGGGCAAAGCCAGCGACCCAGGCUGGGGGCAAGGCCAAGGCCAGGCCACCGCGGGCCAGCAGCCUGGCCAGAUGUGCGUGCCUUUAUGAGAAACCAGCCACUAAGUUCUUAAAGAAUAAAUACAGACAGGAAUCUCCAGCAACGCUAGACUUUACCCAGAGUGGUUACGGCCAAAGCAAAGCGUGUCUGAACCUUGGGUGGAGUGUCCCGUUUGUAGCUAAUGACUGACAGCAGCAGGGUCACAAGUAGCAAGAACUGUUGAAGAUAAGCACCACCUGCAGUGACCAUCAGCAAUCAGUGUAAGACCGUCUAUCGUGAGAAACCUUAUUGAGAAGAACAAUGUCAAGGUCCCUCGAGGCUGGGUCUACUCUUCCUGGCUGAUACCACCGUGAGCCCCCACGACCAGCCGUCUAACAGGACCCAUCAAUGGCAACACCAUGAACCAUCAUGGCGGGCUCGCCGGCCAGAACUUGUUCGCGUGGACAACUGUGAUGGGCAGCAAAUACCAUCUCUAGUUAGAAGCAUCUGACGUUAGAACCUCCCACGAAGGCACCAUGCUAAGUGAUGAGCACCAUCUGCGGGUAAUGCCAACAGUAGAGAGCUCGGGAGGGGCAAGCACCAGCCGCAGCUGGCACUGUCCACGUUGGGAGCCAGCCGAAGGGAGCAUCAUCGACGGGGAACCACAGCCCUGGAAAGAGGGGUCCGUACCAAGCUCUAUGAGACGUGCUGCCUGCAAGAGCCAGAGAGGCUGCCGACGGGGCUCCCCGAUGCCCGUCCCUGCUCGACGUGCAUCUCCGAGGAGGUAGAGACAAGAAAGGAGCCCGGGAGCCAUCUUGGUUGAGAUGGUUGGGAUUGUUUCCUACGGCAGGACAAAGCCACGAUCGAUGCUGAACGGCGGCAGAGACCAGCCCAGCCGUGCUUGGCUGGGCUGAGACAGCUCUGGGCCAUUCGGCGAACAUCUCCUAUGUGGUUGGGGCCUGACGACUGUCACCUGCCCCCUCUCGGGACAAUAAAGCCCUUCCCGGGGGGUUGACGGCACAGACCCGGGGGAGUGAGCGUGUCCGUUAAGGGGCGGAGGGCAGACAGUCAAGAAGACAUCCACUAGGGACCAGAAGGAAAGCAGAGGGGGCACCAAACACAAUAAAAGGUGUGUGGAGAGGCUGAAA
Suricata suricatta (meerkat) is the source of this 1945-nucleotide messenger RNA. It is a transcript of the gene C8H16orf82, whose product is annotated as chromosome 8 C16orf82 homolog. The transcript has 2 exons. Bases 1 to 546 code for a protein of 181 amino acids. The record is from RefSeq and is a predicted model, not a curated record. NCBI's taxonomy places the organism in Eukaryota, Metazoa, Chordata, Mammalia, Carnivora, Herpestidae.